UUGCCUUUCUUUUAGGAGCAGCGAAGUUGCAGAUGUGAGCUUCUUGCAAAGGAAUGCAUUUUGCCAGCUCCCCACUGCCUUCCCCCCCUCCACUCGUGUUUUGCUACAAGAAGACGGGGACCACACAGAUCCUGGGUUUCAUGCAAGGAAAAUUAUAAACAGUUCCAUCUAGCCUAUCUCGUCAUAUACCGAGAGGAUUUGCGCCGCGCAGGGCUGUGCUGCUGUAGGCCUGGAAAUGGGUCCCACGGCUGACUCCUCAAUGACGACCAAUCGGCGGCCGGGAUUGUAAAUGAGAGAAGGGUGGGGAGAAUGGGGGGAACUUUUCUUUCUUUUUUUCGACAGAAGGAGGGGUGUUGUGGGGAAAUGCUCGGCGGACCGUGAAGCGUAACAGCCAGAAGAGGGACAAAGACGCACAUAGCGGGACCACAUUCGACAGAGAGAAACCUCUUCCAACUAAAAAACAAACAAACCUCGGAAUGCGUGGAUGGAUGUUAAAAGUAGCAGCGCCGGUUAAGAGUCGAAACUAGCAAUGGCGAGACAGAUAAGUUCAAGUGCAGGACCUGAGUUGCGAACAAUAACUGUGGUCAGAGUGCGCGUUAACUUUGGAUAGCCCCGUGGCACGUUUCAGCGCCCCCCCUCCGGACCUGCACCGGUGGCAUGGUGCGGAGAGAGACUGCGUUUUGGAGUAUGGUUUCAUGUUUUUGAAUGGACAUGCUUCCCGGAGUGACUGUUUCUGGGCUGUUUCUCGUGUUUUGCAGCCAUGCGUGGUGAUUUUCCUGAGUCAGACCCUGACUGCUUCUCAUGCGGAGCUCGCCGAGAGGAGGAAAACUCAACUAAGGUGCAAGUCGGUUGACAAUUUGUAAAAGAGCGGCGUGCGGAAUACUUGUACGAACUUCAGCCCGGAGGACUAAGAGUUUGAAUUGUCCCGACCCCAAUGUUCUGGUGGAGAAAGUGCACGUCGCCGAACUAGAACGCCAUCCAAGCAUGAAAUGUUGGUGCAGCGCCCUGGCACUUCUCCCAUGGGUGCUGGUGUCUUUAGAUGCCCAGCUCAUCUGCUGGCAGGCGCUCCUCCGGUGCCACGAUGAGCCCGAGUGCGAGCUCGCCUACAGCCAGUACCUGGCGGCGUGUGAAGGCAACAUCCGAGCGGUGAGGAGGCAGUGCCCGAGCCACUGCAUCAACGCGCUGAUACGGCUCAAUCACACCCGCAGCGGGCCAGACCUGGAGACAUGCGACUGCGCACAGGACGCGGAGUGCCUCAGCGCCAAGCGAGCCAUAGAGCCGUGCCUCCCCCGCAGACACCCGAGCGACGCCGGAGGCAUCGGGUGCAUGGAGGCCCGGCAACGCUGCGAAGAAGACAGCAACUGCCACACCUCCCUCACUGCCUACUUGUCAUAUUGCGGGCAGCUGUUCAAUGGCAGGAAGUGCUCCUCCAAGUGUAAAGCCACCAUUCAGCAGAUGCUGUUCAUCCCGAAUGGCAUGCUGCUGAACCGCUGUGUUUGCGAUGGCGUGGAGAGGCCUUUCUGUGAAGUGGUCAAGGAGAACAUGAGCAAGCUUUGCUCCAUAGGAGACCACAGUGUAAUUUCAGACGAGCCUGACGUCGAUAUCAUCUAUGAGGAUGAGGACUAUGACCCUAAAAGUGACACAGAGGUGGUUUACAAUGACAGUUCCUCCUCUCCCCAGAGGUUAUCCAGCUACAGGGCGCUCUUGUUCCUUCCCAUAGCAUGGAUAUUAUACUGAGAGAAAGCGGUCACAUUUGUCGGAUUUAUCAAUGUGACAUGAACGUUGACUGUGUCAUGAGUGCACGAUCGACCCUGGAUCUAGCAAGGAUGCAGUGACUUGCUCAAAGAGUCUUGGGCAGGGCGUUUACUUGCUCGCACCCAGGUCCGCUGGAUGAGGGAGGAUAUUCUUCCACCUCUGUGCCUCUCUGCCAAUUCGUCUUUAGUUGCAUAAUGACAGAGAGCACUGUAAUGUUUUGUGUAGACUUUCCACAGCCGUAUAGUUUGCAUGGUAAUUCUUUGUGCACAUAUCACUCAGGAAAACCGCGCCUUUUCAUCUGAGAUUCAAAUCUCCACAUACGUGGCCUUCGCAGUACUCGCAGUCAACUGCCUUCUUUUGUAAUUUAAAGAAAAAAAAGUCUAAAAACCUCAAAAAAACGGUAGAAACACAUUCAGACGACGACCGGGGGAGAUGAACCAAACCACGCUCGCUACACUGAACCACCGUUUUGUGUGUGCCUUUAAACAGCCCGUGUUUAUUUAGUUUGGUUUCAAUGGUACUUGAAGUGUGGCUUUAUUAAGACCUUGGACAAACAUUGGAGCCAUCCAGCCUCUGUUUGCUCUGCUCUCCAUUUCAGGGGCCUUUGCAUUGUUGUAGCAACCACACUUCAAAUAUUUGUGGGAACAGUCGGAGGACACGCAAGGUUGUGGGAUCAAGUACUUAAAUUAACGGAGGCCUCUUUCCUGUGCUCUGUCCUGUUCCCCUCCCCCAGAUGAGAUUGUUUUAUUGAACUUUUCCUGAGACCCCCUCCCUUUCUCUUCCUCCUCUCCACCUCCAGCCCCCCUUUAAUGGCUGUAAAAGACCCCUGUCUUUAUUACUGCUUUCACACUGCUGCAACACUCACUGGGAAAACCUGUCAGCCACACGCUGCUGUGAACGACUCAACGUGUCAUACCUGCAGUUUGUCCACAGCACCGCUCCUGUCUAGAGGUUUAUCCAGGCUGACGCUGCUUUGCUUUGCCUUGCCGUGUACGAGCGAGCCCAAUCCCCGAUGUAAGCCACCCACGAUACAACAAGCUGUCUCGUUUGAGAAUAAGUUGGCGGAGCAAGUCGGCUAAAGCCAGCCAAAACCACACUGUAGCAUCCAGUGAACAAAGCAGUGUCACAAAGACAACACAGUGUGGUAUGCACGGUCAAACACAGGUUUAGCUUCGUACUGCGUGUCACACAGUUGUGGAUGAAGGAGCUUAGAAGUGUUACUAACUCAACAGGAGGUGGAUCAGACUACUCGUAGAGAACUUUUAGCAUAAGUUAUAGUGUUUUCUAAAUAUCUUGCAAACAAAUCCAAGGCUAUGAGAGGCAUCCUCACAAGUUCAUAGCGAGGUUCCGCUUUUUAGAAAAUAUAUUUUGUGUGUUUUUCGGGCUGAGUAUCUCAGAAUAUGCAGCCGCAGAGGGGUUCGAGUUACCUGUUUGCAGGUCUACACACACACAAACACACACACACACAUAGUCCAGGAGGUUCAGCUUAGCCGUUUAGUGUGUCACGUCUUUCCUCCUCAAGCAGUUGAGCGAACAGGGAAAGUAGAAACAAUGCGUUUGUUAGUUUUGGUCACGUGUGCUGAAGCUGCCAGUUUGUGUGUCUUUGCCACUUGAAAUGAAGUCUUGAACAGUGUUGUUGAAGUGUUAAAUUAUGAAGCUGGAUCGUGAAGAAUGUGUAUAUAUUUUACAAUCAUAUGCAGUAAAACAAAAAGAAAAAAAAAAUGUCACUUAAAUGCCUUUAAUAUAAACACACGAAUGUAGCCAGAUGUGAUUUAGAGUUAUCAGUUUUUCUGUCUCAUCUUGUGGGAUCAUAGCAGUAAACACCCUCCAACAGAAUCCUGCGUGUGGAAGUGUGAGUUUUGUAAUAAAAUGGUCUAAAGCUG
This is a messenger RNA of Mugil cephalus (flathead mullet), 3638 nucleotides long. Its product is annotated as growth arrest-specific protein 1. Lineage: Eukaryota; Metazoa; Chordata; Actinopteri; Mugiliformes; Mugilidae. The record is from RefSeq and is a predicted model, not a curated record. Gene Ontology annotation, biological process: regulation of cell cycle. The transcript has a single exon. The coding region runs from base 985 to 1737 and encodes 250 amino acids.